Populus trichocarpa (black cottonwood) is the source of this 776-nucleotide messenger RNA. RefSeq names its product preprotein translocase subunit SECE1. The record is from RefSeq and is a predicted model, not a curated record. Gene Ontology annotation, cellular component: chloroplast thylakoid membrane. Lineage: Eukaryota; Viridiplantae; Streptophyta; Magnoliopsida; Malpighiales; Salicaceae. Bases 51 to 569 code for a protein of 172 amino acids. The transcript has a single exon.
UAGUAUCCACCCAAAACCAAAAACAUCUGCGAGUGAAACACCAAAGAGAAAUGGCACUGUCUUCUCUCUCAAUCAAACUCCCACUCACACAACCUCCAUCAAAACCCACCCAUUCGAAUCCUACAUUACAAUUCAAACCUCCACCUCUCAGUUUCAACAUCUUCCAAUCCCACCCUAAAAUACUCACCAUCACGCACUCAAAAACAAAAGAGCGCCGGGGUUGUUUUGCAAUCAAGGCAGUUGAAAAGGAGAGCACGGAAUCCGAGGCAGUGGAGAAACCGGGAAUGGAAUCAGAACCAGAGUCUUCGGUGACUGGAGAGUUGGGAGCGGAGAUAAAGAAGGCGAUGAUGGAGAGGAAGAGCAAAGAGGAAGGGAAUUUUUGGAGUGGAGUAGCGGAGGAGAUUCAAGAGAUAGAGUGGCCUGCUUUUGGUAAGGUCUUGGGAACUACAGGUGUCGUCAUUGGAGUCAUUGUUGGGUCUAGUGUCGUUUUACUCACUGUUAACGCCGUUUUGGCCGAGUUGUCCGAUCGGGUUUUUGCUGGUAGAGGCCUUCAAGAUUUCUUUAGCUAAAAAACAAACAAAACAAGAUAGCAUUAGAAUAAGAAGCUGAGACUUGGACAAAUGGCAGAGAUCUUUGACCAUGGGUUUUGGUUUGCGUUGGAGGGAGAUCAGAUCACUUGAGUUAUCUAUCACCUGGCAAUUUUAGAGCUGUAGAUUUUUUCGUGGUUUGUUUUUUAUGUAAAAUAUAUAUAUUCAAUGGCUUUUGAUUUUCAUUUA